CGCACUGGUUGUAUGUGCUCGUGUGUGUGUGUGAGUCGCUAAAGCUCGCUGGUCCCGAGUGUAACAGGGUAGGUGUUUUGCUUCCGCCGCAUCCAUUCUCCCAAACGUUACCAUUGACUGGCAUGCACGCACGAGCUGGACUAUGACAACGAGAGCAAACAGCAGGAGAGGAAAGAAUUAACGUCUCCGAAAGCUCCCUGCCUGUCUGUCUGUGUCGCUUGAGAGACUGUGGGCUUGCACGAGUCUGCCAGAGUCGAUCAGCUCUCAGCUUGCUGACUCGGUCGUCGCCCUGGCUGGCAACCCCUGGAGAGAUGACCACUGGCACACGAUAGGACAUUAGACGCCGAAGUCUCCUGCCGUAGAUCCGCUGUUAGGCCUCCUUCCUGGCGUCUCUGUCCCUGUGUCUGUCUGUGCCUUUGCUGUCUGGUCUGGGUGACAUGUUGGUGUGCCAGGGUCCCGUCACAGGAAACCUCCAAUCAGGAUGACUUAUAUGCCAGCAGCACUGUCAGCAUCGGUGUGUGCCACCACCACCACUACCACCCCCUCUGUCUGCCCCUUGACUGCAGGGCCAGUGUGGUGAAGCCAGCGCGGCAAGUGUCACCUAGCCAGUGACCUCAUUUACUCCCUCAUCCAUCCAACCAUCAUCCUCCACCUCCCCCAAACACAAGGAUGCCCUCUGAGCCUCCCCUCAGUUCCCAGGACAUGCUGACAGGCCAGAGACUGUGUCAGUCCAAGUCGCAUCAGGAUGCGGUUCUCUCUGCCCUCAACCAGCAGCGGAAGGACGGCCUCCUUUGUGAUGUCACACUGGUUGCAGAGGAGGAGAAGUUCCACGCCCACAAGGCGGUGCUUGCGGCGUGCAGUGAUUACUUCAGGGCCAUGUUUAGCCUGUGCAUGAUGGAGAGCGAAGCCAACGAGGUGACUCUACAAGGAGUGACGUGUGUGGGACUCAAGCACGCUCUAGACUUCGCCUACACGGGGCAGAUCGUGCUGGAGCCAGGAGUAAUCCAGGACGUGCUGUCUGCCGGGAGCCACCUGCAGCUGCUGGAGCUGCUUAACUUGUGCUCACUCUACCUCAUACAGGAGCUGAGCAGCCUGAACUACCUGGACCUGUACCGUCUGGCCGACCUGUUCCACCUGCCCGCGCUGGAGGAGGCGGUGGUGGCCUACCUGGUGGAGAACGUGGCCGAGCUGCUGACCUCCCACCAGGAGGAGGUGCUGUUGCUCCCCUAUCGCCUGCUGAGCGAGGUGCUCAAGAGCGACCGCCUCACCACGCUCAGCGAGGAGGAGAUCUGGCAGCUGGUGAUGCGUUGGCUGGAGCGCGAUUGCCGCCACCAGUAUGCGGAGGAGCUUCUCCAGCACGUGCGCUACGGCCUGAUGGACUUGCCCACGCUGCAGCAGCUCUCCCUGGGCCGCCAGCGCCUCCAGCAGCAGCCUCUUGAGCAGCAGCUGGAGCAGCAGCAGCACCCCCUGGAGCAGGACUGGAGCUGGCUGCUGGAGGAGGCCCUGGAGUACCAGCGCUCCACCUUCGCCCAGCCCCUCUGCCAGACCGCCCGCACCCGGCCGCGCUUCCGCUCUCUCACCCUCUACGUGGCCGGGGGCCGCAAGAGGGAGGUCAGCCGCGUGCGGGAGCUGAGGUACUUCAACCCCUGCGGGCCAGAGUACGGAGGCGUGGGCGGUGGUGGUGACUGGAGCGAGCUGUCCCCCAUGCCGGCCGGGCGCAGCCACCACUGCGUGGCCGUCAUGGGCCACUUCCUGUUCGUGGCAGGCGGCGAGGUGGAGCAGAGCAACGGCCGCACGUGUGCAGUGAGGUCGGCCUGUCGAUACGACCCGCGUACCGAUCACUGGGCUGACAUAGCGCCAAUGAAGGCCUGCCGGGAGCACUUUGUGCUGGGCACGCUGGGCCAGUUCCUGUUUGCGGUGGGCGGGCGCAACGAGCUGCGGCAGGUGCUGCCCUCGGUGGAGCGCUACUGCCCCCAGAGGAACAAGUGGAGCUACAUGCAGCCCUUCGACCGCGCCCUCUCCUGCCACGCCGGCUGUGUGGCCGACGGACUGCUCUGGGUGUCAGGAGGAGUAACAAACACGGCCCAGUACCAGAACAGACUGAUGGUUUACGACCCUGAGCAGGACGGCUGGUCCGCGCGGAGCCCCAUGCUUCAGAGGCGAGUGUACCACGUGAUGGCAGGUGUGAGGAGGCAGCUGUACGUGUUGGGUGGCAACGACUUGGACUACAACAACGACCGCAUCCUGGUGCGCCACAUCGACUCCUACAACAUAGACACCGACCAGUGGACACGCUGCUCUUUUAGCCUGCUCACAGGCCAGAACGAGGCGGGUGUGGCAGUGCAUGAGGACCGGAUCUAUGUGGUGGGAGGAUACUCCAUAUGGACCAACGAACCCCUCGCCUGCAUUCAGGUCCUGGACGUGAGCGUGGAGGGGAAGGGGGAGGUGUUCUAUGGCCCCAGCCUGCCCUUCGCCUCCAAUGGCAUCGCCACCUGCUUCUUGCCUGCGCCACACUUCACUUGCCCCAACCUGCAGUCUCUACAGGUCCCCCAACACAGGAUAGGGACACUCUGACACACACCAACAGAGACGCACACAGAGACUCACACUGUCCUGUGCGGUCAAGAUUGAGGGUAGAACCAUAGACACCAAUGCCAGGGCUGCUGCUGACGGCAUUGGCCAGGCCCAGGACAAAGUCCUUUGAAAAGGUCUCCUAUUCAGUACAUACAAUGUAGUGAGGAGACGAUUCUGGGCCCCACCUCUCCCUGGGCUCGUGACAACUGACCUGUGGCAACCCCUGCCUCACAGCUGGGAUCUGUGCACUAACAUCUUGUGUGUUUUCUUGAGGAUUCAAUUGGAAGGGUUUCCUACCAAUGUUUUAAUGCCAUACUAGCCACACACACACACACACACACACACGCACGCA
Molecule: messenger RNA, 2926 nt
Organism: Engraulis encrasicolus (European anchovy)
Lineage: Eukaryota; Metazoa; Chordata; Actinopteri; Clupeiformes; Engraulidae
Gene: klhl32
Product: kelch-like family member 32
Exons: 14
Coding region: 670-2574 (634 amino acids)
Molecular function (GO): protein binding
Source: RefSeq, a predicted model, not a curated record